Austrofundulus limnaeus is the source of this 2665-nucleotide messenger RNA. It is a transcript of the gene fam234b, whose product is annotated as family with sequence similarity 234 member B. The transcript is spliced from 13 exons. Lineage: Eukaryota; Metazoa; Chordata; Actinopteri; Cyprinodontiformes; Rivulidae. The record is from RefSeq and is a predicted model, not a curated record. The coding region runs from base 62 to 2083 and encodes 673 amino acids.
UUAUCAUCAUAAGACGCGUCUCCUCCGCGUCUUCCUCCUUGCUGUCUGACGCACAGGAGAAAUGGCUGCAGCUCUGUCCCGUGCCCUCAAACUGCCCGGGAAGAAGGGCUCAGAGCUCGGGGACUAUGAUCCUCUCACCCAGGCCGACAGCGACGAGAGCGAAGAAGAUGACCUUGUCCUCAACUACCCCAGAAACGGCCACGCUGGCAAAUCAGAAAGACUCAAUGAGGCCCUGGACAAUGAAGAGGAAGACGAGGAGGAAGAAGACGAAUGGACGGAGCGCAUCUCUGGGAAAUCCAGGCGGGAUCGCGGCGAGCUGAAAAACGGCCAGUUCCGGAACCACAGGGACUCGGGAAUGGAGAAGAACGGGGAGGAGAGAGGGGGCGCCAGGACGUCGGAGGGCUCCGGGCUCGGGGUUCACGGCACCGAAGGGGAGAAGGAGAAGAGGAUGAGAAUGAAGAAUUUGGUCCGAAGCGCGUUCUUCCUGGUGCCUUUGGUUUGCGCCGCCAUGAUCGUGCUGCUGUGCGUGUUCCUCGUGCCCUGUCAGAGGGGAGAGCUGGAGAAGAAGCUGCAGUGGGAGAAAGCUCUGGGAGAGAAAGUCGGUUUGACUCCGCCUGCUCUGGCCUUGUGGGAUGUUGACGGGGAUUCUGUAGAGGACGUGCUUCUGGCCGUCACCGAGUCGACCAACGAGACACACACAACGCAAAAGAGUAGAAAUUACAGUGCAGUGGCUGUGUCAGCUGUCAGCGGUCAGGUGCUGUGGAGGAAAGUCAUGCCUGAGUCUGUGAUGUACAUCCAGUGUGGUCUGUGGAACAGCACGCAGCCAUCAAAUGUUUGCCUCCUCAUUGGGAAGUCCAUCCUCACGGCGGUCAUCAGCACCUCAGGUAAGAGGCUGUGGACAGUCACGCUGAAGAACAUCGUGUCUCAGGCAGUUUUACUCCCUGACAUCGAGGGCGACUCGGUCCCUGACCUGCUUGUUGCCACUCUUCCUGCUGAUGAGUCCAUGGAUUUGUCCCUGACUAUGAUCUCUGGACAGACGGGAGCAUUGCUCGGACAUCCCGUGCCUUUCAACCUCACAGGGCAAGGGAAGCUCAUCGGACCUUUGCUGCAUGAGACGCAGCAAGGAGCGUUCUACAUCCUGUUUGGACUAGGUAACAUCCAGGCCAUCUCUUUGCAAGACAUCUACUUUCGCGCCUUUGGAGACAUGGCCAUCCCACAACCGCUUCGGAAGAAGGACACCGUGUGGGAGGGCCUCAAUAAAACGGGUUUCUCCAUCAUACGCAUUCACAGAGGGUCUGAAAGCGUGGAGUUCCUGCUCCCUCUUGUGGCGGAUUGGAGGAUCGACCGCAACAGCCUGGACACAGCUUCUAACCUGAAUUCUACCAGGAGCGACUGGGUGUUGGUCUACGGUGCCAGCACGCUGUCGGUGGUCCGACAGCGGGACUUACGCAAAGAGUGGGCUUUCAGCUUGGCUCCUAUUCACAGUCAGCCAGCUCUGGGAUACUUUAAUAAUGAUGGAAUCCUUGAUAUUUUUGUUCAACAUUCAGCAAACGGCACCAUGCAGGCAAAGAUAAUUAACGGGGCGAGUGGCAGCGUCCUCUGGGCAGCUGACUUUGUGUGUCCCCGCCUCGUUUUGGAAACCUCAGCAAUAUCCACCUCAACUGGCCAAUCAGCUUUCUUGUUCUGGGCCAGCGAUCCAAUCAGAACCCAGAGAAAUGCUACCAGGACUACUACGGCGCCGGGCGUUUCUGCAGCGAGGCCGCUCAUCAGAAAGCUCUUCCUGUUGCAUCCUGCGUAUCCCACUGUUCUGCUGGAGCUCAGCAACACCACAGAUACAGCCGUCACCUCUGCAGUGAGUUACCAGGAGCAUCUGAAAGAUGCCACCUACAUCACUGUGUCGUCCCGGCCCACACCCGACUCUGAGCCCAGCGCGCAGAUCGUGAAGAGCACGAGCCUCAGAGCCGCCGUCAGCAGGGGACAGAUCGUCAGGCUGAUGGAAAACGGCAAAACGGAGAACGCCGUUAAACCUGGAGCCUUUGAGUUGAACACGUUCUUCAAGCGGCUCUACUUCAAACGUCAGUGAUGGAACACUGAAACUACCUUUUGCACGAGGAGCUAACAGGAACGAUUCUGCACUAUGGCGACACUUCCACUUCAUUUAAAGCUGUUUACAUGUUGUUACAUUCACUAAACAAACUGAAUUUCUGUUACCUGUGAAAGAUUUCUCACUUUAUAUUUUCUUUUGUUUUUGUACAGUAAAAAUGUAAAUUUCAAUGAUUAAAUUAUCAUUAAGAAGUUUGUUAUUUAUUUUACUGUAUUAGAGUAAGUUUAUACUAGUUUGUUUCUGACAGUGAAGCACAAUAUGAUCCAAGAAUAUGUGAAUGCAUUAAAAUAUUCUGCAUAGAGGUCUUCUAAGGUAGUAUUCAUUUCAGCUGGUCACAUGUCAAAGCUGCUAAUUUAKUUUUUAUUCAGCACUAAGAAACAUGAUGGUUUGUAAAUAUUUAAUGAUGUACAGUUUGUAUUGGUUUGAGGCUUGUUCUUUUUGUUUGAUGUCAGGGUUUGUUUGUUUUUUUUUUCAAAGAUUGUAUGAUUGAACAUUGUUGCAUUUUAUUUAAAUGUAUGAUGGAAUUCCAUAUAAUGCAAGUAAAAUACUUCAAAUACCUUC